Molecule: messenger RNA, 744 nt
Organism: Fusarium oxysporum Fo47
Lineage: Eukaryota; Fungi; Ascomycota; Sordariomycetes; Hypocreales; Nectriaceae
Product: Sodium/calcium exchanger protein-domain-containing protein
Exons: 5
Biological process (GO): calcium ion transmembrane transport; intracellular calcium ion homeostasis
Cellular component (GO): fungal-type vacuole membrane
Molecular function (GO): calcium:proton antiporter activity
Source: RefSeq, a predicted model, not a curated record
GCGAUGGCACAAACGACAUGCUCCUUGUUAGCGCUGUCAGCCGCCUCAAUGAUCAUUCCCGCCACUCUCUACAGCAUCCUCGACAGCUCGGAUCAGCAUGGUAAAACCGAAUCCAUCCUUUGGCACUCACGCGGGACGGCCAUCAUGCUUCUUAUCCUGUACGCCCUUUAUCUGUGCUUCCAGUUGCGGACGCACAAGAAUCUAUUCAGCGAGGGGAGUGGUGGAACUUCCUCCCUUGACGAGGGAGGGGACGACCCUGAAUCAGUAAUGAGUCCUUGGUCUGCUGCAGCGGUACUGGUUGCCGUGACCGUUGUUAUCUCCUUCUGUGCAGACUACCUGGUUGGCAGUAUCGACAGCAUCGCCAAAGACGCGCAUACUAGCAAGAGCUUUAUUGGCUUGAUCCUGAUCCCCAUUGUCGGCAACGCAGCCGAGCACGCCACGGCGUGUGUGAUGGCUGUAAGGAAUAAGAUGGAUUUGGCCACGGGUGUUGCAAUCGGAUCCAGCAUCCAGAUUGCGCUGCUGGUUACGCCGUUGCUGGUUGUCUUGGGUUGGGCAAUAAAUGUGCCGAUGGGUCUGAAUUUCAAUAUUUUUGAGACAGUUAUCUUCGCUGUAUCUGUUUUAGUCGUGACGGCCACGGUGCAGGAUGGGAAAUCUAACUAUUUGGAGGGAGCCAUGCUUGUGGGACUCUAUAUUAUCAUCGCUUUGACAUUAUGGGCUAUCCCUACUGGAGUUUUGGGAAAAGUU